Callithrix jacchus (white-tufted-ear marmoset) is the source of this 1857-nucleotide messenger RNA. RefSeq names its product actin like 6B (gene ACTL6B). NCBI's taxonomy places the organism in Eukaryota, Metazoa, Chordata, Mammalia, Primates, Cebidae. The record is from RefSeq and is a predicted model, not a curated record.
UUGGGGGCGGGGGAUCCGGCUUCCCGAUUGGCCGCCUCGCGCCCCGCCCCGCCCGGGAUCCCGGGAGCUGUCCGGCCGCCUCGGUGCUGAUCCCGCCGCCGCCCACGGGCCGCGAGCCGCGCAGAGGGCACUAUGAGCGGCGGCGUCUACGGCGGAGAUGAGGUGGGGGCGCUGGUCUUUGACAUUGGCUCCUUCUCAGUCCGAGCUGGGUACGCUGGGGAGGACUGCCCCAAGGCUGACUUCCCCACCACGGUGGGGCUGCUGGCCGCGGAGGAGGGGGGCGGGCUGGAGCUGGAGGGGGACAAAGAGAAGAAAGGGAAGAUCUUUCACAUCGACACCAAUGCCCUGCACGUGCCUCGGGAUGGAGCAGAGGUCAUGUCGCCCCUGAAGAAUGGCAUGAUUGAGGAUUGGGAGUGCUUCCGAGCCAUCCUGGAUCACACCUACAGCAAACAUGUCAAGUCUGAGCCAAACCUGCACCCAGUGCUCAUGUCCGAGGCUCCGUGGAACACACGGGCCAAGCGGGAGAAGCUGACAGAGCUGAUGUUUGAGCAGUACAACAUCCCUGCUUUCUUCUUAUGCAAGACGGCCGUGCUCACCGCCUUUGCAAAUGGGCGCUCCACGGGCCUCGUGCUGGAUAGCGGGGCCACCCACACCACGGCCAUUCCAGUACACGAUGGCUACGUCCUGCAGCAAGGCAUCGUCAAGUCCCCUCUGGCAGGGGACUUCAUCUCCAUGCAGUGCCGGGAGCUGUUCCAGGAGAUGGCCAUCGACAUCAUCCCACCUUACAUGAUCGCAGCCAAGGAGCCUGUCCGGGAGGGCGCCCCCCCAAACUGGAAGAAGAAGGAGAAGCUACCCCAGGUCUCCAAGUCCUGGCAUAACUACAUGUGUAACGAGGUGAUCCAGGACUUCCAGGCCUCUGUGCUCCAGGUCUCAGACUCCCCCUACGAUGAACAGGUGGCUGCACAAAUGCCCACAGUGCAUUACGAAAUGCCCAACGGCUACAACACAGACUACGGCGCCGAGCGACUCCGCAUCCCCGAGGGCCUGUUUGAUCCCUCAAACGUCAAGGGCUUGUCGGGGAACACCAUGUUGGGCGUGGGCCACGUGGUAACCACCAGCAUCGGCAUGUGUGACAUUGACAUUCGCCCGGGCCUGUACGGGAGUGUCAUUGUCACCGGCGGGAACACACUGCUGCAGGGCUUCACCGACAGGCUCAAUCGAGAGCUUUCCCAGAAGACCCCACCGAGCAUGCGACUGAAACUCAUCGCCAGCAACAGCACCAUGGAGCGCAAGUUCAGCCCCUGGAUCGGGGGUUCCAUCCUCGCCUCACUGAGCACAUCUCAAUUUGGACCAGGAGUUGUGAGCCACAGAAGGCCAGUGGCCACUACAUUGGACAGCACAUUUGCACAGGGAAUACUCACAGGCAUGCUGUAAUGGUGAAGGCUGCAGAUGGGGUGCCACAGUGUUGGAAUGGUGAGGUGGAGGGAACAUCCUCCUUCGGAAGAAGGGAGACUUGCGGUGUUUGGUAGCCCUGUUGGAGUGGGGAGAGGACACCUGAGGGGAGGACUGUGUAUGCGUAGUGGGUGUUGGGUGCUGGGUGCAGGUUGGCUGGCCUGGGGCUGUAUGUGCCACCCCCCAGCUCAGGAACAGGGCAGAGACUGCUGUUCAAUAAAUACUUGAAUGAAUGAAUGAUUGAUUGAAUGGUAUGAAGAGGAUACUCUCCCUCUGAGGUGGGGAGGGGUUUCAGAGGGAUGUGGACCCUAGGGACCGUUGGAGCCUGUUGGAGGGUUCCCAGGGGCUGCACCUGCCCAUCCACACCUCCCUCCAAGGCCACCCUGAUCCUCAUGUUGCCUCCUC